AUGGCAGGAGUUAUUGGGACAACAACACCAAUGGUAAAUGAGCAGGCAACCCUAGCACCAUUCAACUUUGGAAGCAACAGAAGCUCUACAGUGAUGCCAGUUAACAACUUUGCUACAGUGCUAUCUACGAAUGAUGAGAUGGAGACUAUGGUGAAGGCGAUAAAGCAUGGAGCUUGUGACUAUAUGGUAAAGCCAGUAUGCCCUGAAAAGGUCAGGAACAUAUGGAUGCAUGUGGUGAGGAAGAGCAAGAGUAAUCCAAGGAACAAAGUCAGCGGCGAAAGUGAUAAUCCUUGUCAAAUGGUGCAGUAUGUGGAUGAUGAGAAUGGUGAAAAGGAUCAUGCAAAGCACACUAGGAAGAUUGGAAGAAGAACAAAAAAGAUGGAGAUGGUGCUGAAAAGAUGA
This is a messenger RNA of Miscanthus lutarioriparius, 402 nucleotides long. Lineage: Eukaryota; Viridiplantae; Streptophyta; Magnoliopsida; Poales; Poaceae. The record is from the annotation of a GenBank genome assembly.